Molecule: messenger RNA, 1161 nt
Organism: Trichosporon asahii var. asahii CBS 2479
Lineage: Eukaryota; Fungi; Basidiomycota; Tremellomycetes; Trichosporonales; Trichosporonaceae
Exons: 2
Coding region: 1-1161 (386 amino acids)
Source: RefSeq, a predicted model, not a curated record
AUGUACGCGACUGAGAAGAAGAAGGACGGCUCUUUUGCGCCGCCGCCCAUGGCACCGCCGCCGCCGACGUAUGGACAGGCCAACCAGCAGGUAGCCUCCGGCACCUAUGCGCCGCCGCCCAUGGCACCGCCGCCGCCGACGUAUGGACAGGCCAACCAGCAGGUAGCCUCCGGCACCUAUGCGCCGCCGUCGAUUCCGCCGCCAGCUGCGCGCAUGAUGUCGACGUCCUCGACUGUGCCGGCGGGACAGGACCGUAAUUGGCCCACGGUCGAAAACAUCUUCCGACAGCUGGAGUACUGCGUUGCAGACCAGCUUCGCGCGAUUGCGGAGCGUAUCGUCUCCGUCCAGGCUGUUGAGAACAUCGCCGAGCGCUGGAACCUGCCGCUAGACCAGGCCAUCAAGCUUGUGAAGCUCGCCCUGUUUGACGUGGUCAUCUAUGUCGAUGACUCCGCUUCCAUGGAGCGCAUGGAGGGCGGACAGCGUGUGCAGCAACUGCACAACAUCCUCAGCCAAAUUGCAUUCUGUACGGCUCUUCUGGACGACGACGGUAUCGACAUCGAGUUCAUCAACGCGCCCUUCAACGGCAAGAACAUCCGCAACGCUGACCAGGUGCACGACCUUCUCUUCCGUGUGCAGUACAAGUACAACACGCGCUUGGGAACGCAGAUGCGGGCCAAGAUCCUGGACCCGUUCGUGCGCGACGCCCAGCGCGGCCAGCUGAAGAAGCCCCUCGUUCUCAUCACCAUCACCGACGGAGAGCCGCAAGGCGAGCCUCGCAACAUGAUUUACGAUGUCAUCUUGAAGGCCGACAAGGAGCUCCGCAAGACGAGGUACGGUAGGGACGCUAUCUCGUACCAGUUCGCCCAGGUCGGAAACGACAGACAAGCCCAGGACUUCCUGGGUGAGUUGGACGAGGACCGCCGCAUCGGAGACCUCGUCGACUGCACGUCGCGCUACGAACUCGAGGCCGAGGAGUGGAUGCGCAAGACUCAGUCGCCCCUCUCGCGCGAGGAGUGGCUUGCAAAACUCCUCCUCGGCCCCGUCGACACAAGCUACGACGGCCGCGACGAGACCCUUAACGAGGCCAACCUCGGCGGUGGCCUCGCUCCGAACCUCAAGCGUGGAAGUACCAUGAAGAAGCUCAAGGGCCUCUUCCGAUAA